UCAAACUCCAUAUAAAAAAAGAUUGAAAUCUUCUUUAAUUUGCUCUAAUCAUGCUUUAGUUAUUCGCCUUAAACAAAGCUUUUAAAUAUAAAUUUAAAUUUUGUUUACAAUUUUGUUUAAUUAAUUAAAUGUUACUUAAACUUGCAACCAAAUGGAACAAAUAACAAAAGAAAUAGAGGAACAAGCAUCAUCCCCACAAACUAAUUCUUCCCGACGGGAAUUGGCAGAAGCAGAACAUAAAACAGAAAUUCCUUGUGGCAAUGAUGAUGAUGAAGAAUUGAACAUUGCAAGUGAACAUUUCAAUCCUUUAAAGGCUUUAUAUGAUCCCAACUAUCGAGUAACAGAAAAACAGCCCAAAAUUAUCUAUCAGAAUAUGGCAGCCUUCGAGACGGCUCUGAAAAAGUUUGGUAUAAUGGGUUUAAAUAAAAAACCCAAAACUAACUUAGCUGCAGACAGCAAAGAUAACAAAAAUCCCUUAUUAGUAGAAGAGGAAAGAACACAAAGACGUUUUCAAGAACAUCAAAUGGCCAUAAGGACACAAGCAAAAGUUAAGCAAAAACAUCAAAGAAAUAUCCUAAUACAAAUGGCACAAUCAGAAGGACCUAUCAAACAAUUGCAGCAAUUUGUUAAAGAAAGUCGUAGAAUUAGAGUUCUGGUAAGAAAAGAACAUGGCAUUAAGGGCUAUAUUGAAGGGGAGCUAAAAAUGUUUGAUCGUCAUUGGAAUCUUUUGUUAACAGAUGUGCUAGAGUGUUUGGAGCAGCGUAAAUAUAAAUAUGCUGAAGAUAAUUUAGUUAACCAUCAACAGCCAGAAGAUUGUUCUUAUGUAUUGGAUCAAUUAGGUAUAACCCUGCCGCAACAAAGUGUUAAAAGUUUGUCUAGAAAACGUGUGGAGGUUAAAAGACAUUUACCGCAACUUCUACUAAGAGGGGAACAAGUGGUUUUAAUAUCAGCUAAAGGUUCAACUUAAUGUAUAAAUUGUUUUACUUUUAUUGAACUAAGUAAAUAAUUUAAGAUUAUUUUUUACUAAAUGAACUAAAUUUGUUUAUAUACUAAACCUAAUGUUUCAAAAAAAAACGGUUUCUAAUCUAUUUGAAGAUCCUUUGAAACUCUAUUUAAGGGUUUUUUAGAGAACUAUAGAAAUACAACUAAAAAUCUUUAAACCUAAACAAACAAAAAAUCAUUUCCAUUAA
Messenger RNA from Lucilia cuprina (Australian sheep blowfly), 1190 nucleotides. It is a transcript of the gene Lsm11, whose product is annotated as U7 snRNA-associated Sm-like protein LSm11. NCBI's taxonomy places the organism in Eukaryota, Metazoa, Arthropoda, Insecta, Diptera, Calliphoridae. Gene Ontology annotation, cellular component: U7 snRNP. The transcript has a single exon. Gene Ontology annotation, molecular function: U7 snRNA binding. The record is from RefSeq and is a predicted model, not a curated record. Gene Ontology annotation, biological process: mRNA 3'-end processing by stem-loop binding and cleavage. The coding region runs from base 152 to 967 and encodes 271 amino acids.